Messenger RNA from Suillus subalutaceus, 249 nucleotides. RefSeq lists its product as uncharacterized. The record is from RefSeq and is a predicted model, not a curated record. NCBI's taxonomy places the organism in Eukaryota, Fungi, Basidiomycota, Agaricomycetes, Boletales, Suillaceae. The transcript has 2 exons. Bases 1 to 249 code for a protein of 82 amino acids.
AUGGCGCAUACGGUCAAUGCAAAUCCAGCAGACGAUGAAGAACUUGACAAUGAUCCUGGAGCAUAUAUUGUUGGGUUCGGUGAACACGCUGGUAAACGACUCGAUGACAUCCCUGCUGACUACAGGUUGUGGGCAACAGGAGCCGGAUGCCAACGCUUCCGCUGGUAUGCGGAUUUCAAAGAGGCCAAUGAUCGAUAUGAAGAACUCCAAACUCCUGAAGCCUACACCUUGUACCUUCGGAAAGCAUAA